AAUGCCGUGGAAAUUUGGACUACAGAAAGUUGAUUCGUCGUACCAUACGGCCCUCCUCAAAAAGCAGCUCAUUGACGUGAUUGUGAACUGCGUCAAUUUAGUUGCUGCAGGCAUGCUUACGUAUGUGGUCAUCGUUUAUACAAUGCAAGGCGGGAGCUUAAAAAUAAGAGAUACAAAGAACUUUCCUGGAUCGGUUAGUCCGAAGAAGUUCAGGGACAAUUUGAGUUACAAUCUGUACCUACAUGAUCUAUAUGAUAAGCAUCUUAAGUGGAACUCGGGUGAAUUUCCAUACAGUCCUGAAAACAUGCCAGCUCAUUGCAGAGCUAAAACAGUCUGUAAUCCAUUUCAUACACAGCAUGGACAAAUUGGAAAAAUCGAAGUCCUGGCUAGCUCGUUGUCCGAGUUUUCUAUACUGAAAUGUGCAAAUGGUGCAGCGUGGGCUCAUGUUAGAGAUGCCUACGGCUUCUGGAAAUGUGGAACUUGUUCUAAGGAAACAGAAGUAUGCGAAAAUAGCUGGAGUUCUACACCCUCCGAGAUCAACUUUGACUACUGUGCUCUCUCAAACCCUCAUCUGCAAUUCUUGAAUGAAGUCUAUUAUCAAUUGAUUGUAAUAAGCGCUCACGUUCACCCUGAAAAGUUUGAGCAGAAGUUAGUUUUCCCUUUGGCACCGAACAGAACUGCAGUUCCGAUUCAAAAGCGUGAACAUAAAUUGAUGGCCUGUGACGCUGCACUCGAACUUUUCGAUAGCGCCUCAAACGAAACUGGGAAGCACAUUAAUACAGACGAAGUUGUUUGUCAACUGGCCGCAAAUGUUUCACUUGAAAUUCUUGAAUGGAUCGGAAUGUUUUGUGCCAAUAUGAAAUACAAUAGCGAACAAUACAUGAGCCUUCUUUUCUCGCUAUCCGAACUCUCGGAAAGUCCAUGCUACGAUACAGACAGCAAUGCUGCACGUCACAGUUGUUGCACAAUUGAUAGUAACACAAUGUCGUGCAGUAAUGCUUCACAAUGUAACUCGAUAACUUCCGAUAUUGAAGUGUCUUUGAGUGACUUCAUUGAGUUGUUGGACCUUCCUGCUGAGAAUUCGACUCUGAAUGGAAUAGAUAUUUCAGAAAUAUCUAUUGUGACUAUCGACGAAGACGAUGUCAAAAGUGUUCUUCAGUUUUCAGUGAACGAAAACGCCGAAGCUUGCUAUUUGUUCACUCUGUACGACUCUGUUGAUAAAGUGCUCCUCGAAUCGUCUGUAGAAGACUAUACUUGCAGUUUUAACAUUUCAGGCACAAAUACAGAAUCAUUUGCUGUUCUUUCGGGAACCAGAAAUGAAAACGAAGUACAGAAAACUUCGCCAGAUACUAGAAGAAAACAUAGUUCGCUAAAACAGUUCCGGGACCAUUUGGCCAGUCAGAUUAAAACAGAUGCACUUAAGUUGCACAAAACUCGAAAAAAGUUUGCUAAAUUCAACACUGUUAAACACUCGUUUUACCCGAUUUUACGUUCUGCUAGUGUUUUAGCAUACAUAAUAUCAUUAACAAGUUUUCUGGCAACGUUGGCAACCUACGGUUUGUUUCCAAAAUUAAGAACGGAGCGAAACUCGACCAAAAUCAAAAUUUUGCUUGCCCUGUGCACGUGCGCAACUCUUUACAUAAUGACAAUGUGUAUAACUAUUCCAUUCGUGUCCACGUCUAUGGGGUGUCAGUUUGCCCUAGUUAUGAGAGUCUACUUGACUCUUGUCACUUUGACUUGGAGCAGCAUCGAAGCUUUCUAUCUCUACUCGGCCAUCGUAAUCAUCCCCGACACAUACCAAAGCAGGUUCAUGCGAAAGGCUCUGGUAGUCGGGCUGGGGGUUCCGGCGGCUAUCGUUUUCAUUCCAGUUGCAUCGCGACCAGAGCUGUUCAACGGUUAUGUUUCUGGAUGUGACUGGAUUUGCACGUUUCCAGAGUUCACCCAAUUUUACUUGUUUCUGUUGCCAAUAAGUAUCGCAUUUGGGCUAAAUUUGAUCAUCUACGGAAUAGCUGCGAAUUUUUAUCUCAACAAUUGCAGCCAGUUUGAGGUGAAAUUUGAGCAGAGAAAGUGUGCGUGGGAUGAGAUCAAAGCAUGUUUCGGACUCUUCGUCUUGUUAGUCAUGUCCUGGCUAACUUCUGCAUUCAGUGUGGUGAACUUUUCGUCGGAAGGACCUGCGAUUUCGUCCCCGUUCGAACUGUUUUGUCAAAUUCUUUACAUCUUGUCGAUUGCUGGCCAAGGAGUGUACGUAUUCAUUGUACACUGUGUUGCGCCACUGGAUGCAAGAAAACAGUGGAUCCAGAUCUGGAAAAGUUUUUACGUUUUGAGAAAUUCGGACAAAUUUUUCCGGGCGAAGAAUUUGAGGAAGGGCUCGAAACCGAACCAUGGACCAGUGCAUCACCCGAAAGUAGUCCAGAAAACGGUUAGUGGUAAUAUAAGAGAUAGAAGUGGCAAUAGUAAGAAGACAAAAAAAUCGACGGCUAGAGUCCAGAGCAUUCCGAAAAUAACGAUCAAUUCAGAUUUCCCGACCAAAAGCCAAGCUUCAGAAGUCUAACCUGUUCUUUGUUCGGAUGAAAUUAUAUCUUGGAUGAAAUAAGUUUUAUUUGUCUAUAAAAAGUAAUGCAUGCAAUUUUAAAGUGCAAUAUUCAUUGUAAGCUACUGCCAAUGAAACUAUUUGAAACGGCUGCGUGUUAAGUUUUUCAUAAAAAUUUACAUGGUAUCAAACUGUAAACAGGUAUAAAUUAGAAUUAGUUUUAAAUGUCUGCAUGUGCUAUUUCGCCGGACUGUUAUUCUUUUGAGGAGUUGAAUUCUUAUUGAAAUGUAAUAAAAAGCAAAAAGUUUGAAGAGACAGUAAAUUAAAGAGCUAUAUGUUGAUUUAAAAGAAAGUUUGCAGGCAAAUUUGAGUUUCGAGCCCCCCUGAAAGUAUAUAUUUUUGCUAAUGAAUUAGCUUUUCUAUGAAAAAGUUUCAAAGUAGGCGUUGCAAAUUAAAUUUAUCUAUCCGAACUCUUUUUCUACCAUUACUUCUGAAUGCUGAAUAAUGUGCAAUAUGAUUUAGAUUUAGACUUCUGAGCUUCUUUUUUUUUGAAAUUUACUUAUUUAACUGUGAUUUAUUUCCGAUUGCUAUUGUACAAACUUAUGGAAUAAUUAAGACUCAGAAACUUUCGUAGAAUUGAUUCAAGCUAUCAAA
Symsagittifera roscoffensis is the source of this 3184-nucleotide messenger RNA. RefSeq lists its product as uncharacterized. Gene Ontology annotation, cellular component: plasma membrane. Bases 2 to 2551 code for a protein of 849 amino acids. Lineage: Eukaryota; Metazoa; Xenacoelomorpha; Acoela; Convolutidae. Gene Ontology annotation, molecular function: G protein-coupled receptor activity. The record is from RefSeq and is a predicted model, not a curated record. Gene Ontology annotation, biological process: adenylate cyclase-activating G protein-coupled receptor signaling pathway; cell surface receptor signaling pathway. The transcript has a single exon.